CCUGCGGCAACCUGGCGCCGGGGGCUCCGGCUCCUCCGGCGGGGUUCGGCAUGAGGCUGGCGCGGCUGCUGCGCGGGGCCGGCUCGGGCCCGGGGCCGUUCGCCUCCGGCCCCCGCUCCGGCCGCAGCCUCAGCUCGGACUCGGGCUCCGGCCCGGCGCCCGCCAGCGGCGUUCCGGGCCAGGUGGACUUCUACGCGCGCUUCUCGCCGUCCCCGCUCUCCAUGAAGCAGUUCCUGGACUUCGGAUCGGUGAACGCUUGCGAAAAGACCUCAUUUAUGUUUCUGCGGCAAGAGUUGCCUGUUAGAUUGGCAAAUAUAAUGAAAGAAAUAAGUCUCCUCCCAGACAAUCUUCUCAGGACGCCUUCCGUUCAAUUGGUACAAAGCUGGUAUAUCCAGAGUCUUCAGGAGCUUCUUGAUUUUAAGGACAGAAGUGCUGAGGAUGCUAAAGCCGUGUAUGACUUUACAGAUACUGUGAUACGGAUCCGAAACCGACACAAUGAUGUCAUUCCCACCAUGGCCCAGGGUGUGAUCGAAUACAAGGAGAGCUUCGGGGUGGAUCCUGUCACCAGUCAGAAUGUUCAAUACUUUCUGGAUCGAUUCUACAUGAGUCGCAUUUCAAUUAGAAUGUUACUCAAUCAGCACUCUCUAUUAUUUGGUGGAAAAGGCAAAGGAAAUCCCUCUCAUCAAAGACACAUUGGAAGCAUAAACCCAAACUGCAAUGUAGUCGAAGUUAUUAAAGAUGGCUAUGAGAAUGCUAGGCGUCUUUGUGAUUUGUAUUAUAUUAACUCCCCUGAACUAGAACUUGGAGAACUAAAUGCAAAAUCACCAGGACAGCCAAUACAAGUGGUUUAUGUACCAUCCCAUCUCUAUCACAUGGUGUUUGAACUUUUCAAGAACGCUAUGAGAGCGACCAUGGAACACCACGCCGACAAAGGUGUUUACCCCCCGAUUCAAGUUCAUGUCACACUGGGUAAUGAGGAUUUGACUGUGAAGAUGAGUGACCGAGGAGGUGGCGUUCCAUUGAGGAAAAUUGACAGGCUCUUCAAUUAUAUGUAUUCAACUGCACCGCGGCCUCGUGUUGAGACAUCUCGAGCAGUGCCCCUGGCUGGUUUUGGUUAUGGAUUGCCCAUAUCACGUCUUUAUGCACAGUACUUCCAAGGAGAUCUAAAGCUAUAUUCCCUAGAGGGUUAUGGGACAGACGCGGUUAUCUACAUUAAGGCUUUGUCAACCGAAUCAAUAGAAAGGCUCCCCGUGUAUAACAGAGCAGCCUGGAAACACUACAACACGAACCAUGAGGCUGAUGACUGGUGCAUUCCCAGCAGAGAACCAAAAGACAUGACCACAUUCCGCAGUGCCUAGAUACUCUUGGGCUGUCUGGAAAAUCCAGCUGAGGUUUUAGUAUUAAAUUUGGAAGGAGUAGUGUUCCGAACUACAUUAUACCAAAUGCUUGGUGUGUCAUUUUCACAAUUAACUAUUUGGGUAGAAUAAAUGGAAACCAAAUUC
Messenger RNA from Otolemur garnettii (small-eared galago), 1502 nucleotides. RefSeq names its product pyruvate dehydrogenase kinase 1 (gene PDK1). The coding region runs from base 51 to 1358 and encodes 435 amino acids. NCBI's taxonomy places the organism in Eukaryota, Metazoa, Chordata, Mammalia, Primates, Galagidae. The record is from RefSeq and is a predicted model, not a curated record. The transcript has 11 exons. Gene Ontology annotation, cellular component: mitochondrion. Gene Ontology annotation, molecular function: pyruvate dehydrogenase (acetyl-transferring) kinase activity. Gene Ontology annotation, biological process: protein phosphorylation; regulation of glucose metabolic process.